Marmota flaviventris (yellow-bellied marmot) is the source of this 850-nucleotide messenger RNA. Lineage: Eukaryota; Metazoa; Chordata; Mammalia; Rodentia; Sciuridae. The record is from RefSeq and is a predicted model, not a curated record.
AUGGCAGCUAAGCCACCCUUGAAGGUAGUCAUAGACUUGUGCCUCACAGAAAGGCCCCUGGAUGAAUUCCAGGUCCACUUGUUCCUGUGGGUCACACAGAGAAGGGACAUGGUACACCUGUGUUGCGAGAGGCUGAAGAUCUGUGGGAAACCCACCCACCACACCAGGAAGGUCCUGAGACUGCUGCAGCUGGACUCUGUCCAGAAGGUGGAAGUGCACUGCACCUGGACGCCCUCCACCUUGGCUGCUUGUGCUCCUUUCUUGGGCCAGAUGAGGAACCUGAGGAUGCUGCUGGUCUCCCAGGUCCGCGUGCCUGCCCACACCUCCCCAGAGGAGCAGGAGCGGCUGCUGGCCCAGCUCACCUCGCAGUUCCUCAGGAUGCACUGCCUGCGGAAGUUCCAUGUGGAUGCUGUCCUCCUCCUCAAGGGCCACCUGGAGCAGGUGCUGGGGCACCCGAAGACCCCCCUGAAGACUCUCUCAAUAACCAACUGCCGGCUGUCAGAUUCUGACUGGAAUUAUCUUUCCCGAUUUCCAAACACCAGACAGCUCAGACACCUGGAACUGAGGGGCAUAAAACUGACCAAUUUCAGUCCAGAGCCCCUCAAAAUUCUGCUGGAGACUGUUGCAGCCACCCUGAAGAGCCUGGACUUGGAAACUUGCAGGAUGACUGACUCCCAGCUCCAGGCCCUGCUGCCUGUCCUGAGACGCUGCUCCCAGAUCAGGGUUUUGAGCUUCCAUGGGAACCGCAUCUCCAUGUCAGCCUUAAGGGACCUGCUGCUUCACACUUCCAGGCUGAGCCAGAUGAGCAUAGAGCUGUACCCUGCCCCUCUAGAGAGCUAUGAUGCCCAGG